AUGACACCACUGACAUAGUGCGCCUAAAAUUUACUAACUUAAAUUAACAUCAAAGGCAUGGAUGAUUAUCAAAUGUACCCAGUUAUGAAAUCAGCUUUGAGUAAUGUACAGCAAUUAGAACUUCAAAUAAUCAAUGAUGAUAAAAUGAGUCUUAAGGAAAAAAUAAGGUAGCAAAAAUAUGAAAGGGAGCAUUCUAGAUAUGAUAUAGUCAAGAUGAUUAAGGAUAAUAACAAUUAGAUUGUGCCACAACAACCUCUUAUAAACUAUGGACCAGAAUUUAGAGAUCCUAGACUUAAUGAAGAUUAUCUUCUGCAUAUCAAGAACAAAAUAGAUGGUGAACAGUUUUGGAUAUCAUAUAUAUCCGAUAGCUCAGCUUUAACUGAAAUCAGAUGGGAUUUGUUUGAAGAUGGCAUGCUUAAAUAUUUGCAGGAUAAGAUCAUAUUUAAUUAAGAAGAACUGACAAGGGUUAAUUGGAAACUAUUCUUUACUAUAUUGCUAGAAGUUAUAGCUCAUAAUGAGAAUGAGUACUAAUCGGAAUGCCCUCAGUAUCCAAUAUCGACUACAUAUGCUAAUCAUUAGGAGGACUACAUGUCAUUUAGAGGAAAAAAGGUAAGGAAAUCUGAUUGGAUCAAUUUUAUCAAGGAAAGAGGCUUCAGUUAAUUUGCUCGAGAAUGCAUGGUUGUCUAUAAUAAAGAUCAAGAAGGCAAUAAACUUAGAGAAGAUGAGAUGGUAAAGAAAUUAGCACAAAUUAAAAAUGCAUAAAGGAAUCGAAUAACUUAUGAAGAUGGAACUAUUUAUGAGGGUUCGAGAGAUCACGGUCGGAGACAUGGAAAAGGCAUAUUAAGUCUUGCUAGUAGAAGAGGUAUAUACAAUGGAGACUUUAAUCAUGGGAAAAGACAUGGCUACGGAAUUUAAACUUCACAUAAUAUGAUAAUAAAUAAAAAGGCAGAUGCCUAGAAAUAAGAGGAAAAAACUAAAAAGCAAAUAAAUGGAGAGUAAAUUAAUGAUACUUAGUAAACACAGAUGAACAAUGAAGAAGAUGAUGCGAUAGAGAUACCUUAGAUGGUAUAUAAGGGUGAAUGGAGGGAUGACAUGAGACAUGGAUUUGGAGUCUAAGAGUUCUAUGAUGGAUCUAAAUUUGAGGGUCAAUGGGCUUAUAAUAAAUAGAGUUUUGGAACUUAUAUCUGGCCAGAUGGAUCUGAAUAUGUUGGUGAAUUCAAUGGCUGCCAUAUUGAAGGUCUUGGAACAAUGAAAUUAGAGAGAGAAGUUAUAAAGGGUAAAUGGAGAAAUGGGAAACUUCAUGGAGAAGGAGAACGCAAAUUCAUGGAUGGAGAGAAAUACAUAUGCAAAAAUUGGAUUAAUGGCAAGAUGUUUGGUAAAGGUGAACAUCACACCAAGGAUGGUAGCUUCUUUGGAUACUUUCAAGAAAACAAGGAGAGUGGGAGGGGUAAAAAAGUUUCACAUGUAGAUGGCUAUCAGUACGAAGGCUAUUUUGAAAAUGGCCUAUUCUGUGGACAAGGAAAGUAGAUUUUUAAGAAUGGAGAUGUCUAUAUUGGUGAGUUUAAGGAUGGGUUUAGACAUGGAAAAGGAAUCUUUAAGUUUGCCAACGGAGAUCAAUAUGAAGGUGAAUGGCAGGAAGAUUACUAAAACGGUUACGGAAUUCUAAAGAUUAAGUAUGACUCCUCUUUUGGUAAAUUAGAUGCUGUAUACAAGGGUAACUUCAAAGAUGGUUUAUAUAAUGGCAAGGGUUUCUUCGAAGUUCCUGAUUUCUAAAUUUACGAUGGAGAUUUUGUUAAUGGAAUGAAAGAGGGCUUUGGGAAAUUUGUAUAGGUAGUGGACGAUGUGAAAAGAGACUACUUCAAAGAAUAGGUCUACGAGGUCUAUGAAGGCUAGUGGAAAAAUAACAAGUUUCAUGGCUUGGGAAAAUUCAAGUACAGUGAUGGAGUAGAGUACAAUGGAAUGUGGAAGGAUGGAUUGAAAGAUGGAAAGGGCACUCUAAGUAAAGGUGAUUAGGUGCUUACAGCUCUAUUCUAGGAGGAUUACGUUAUAGGUCCUAACUGGAAUGAACAUAUUGAUGUGUCGCUUUUGAACAUGAAGAUUUAUGAUAAGAUAUUUGGAAGUGAAGAGUGGAAAAAGAGGCCUAAAGAUAAUAAAGGUGAUUUUAUUAGUGAUAAUCUUGAUAGAAUCGGUAAAAGGUAUAAUGAAUGA
Molecule: messenger RNA, 2208 nt
Organism: Stylonychia lemnae
Lineage: Eukaryota; Ciliophora; Spirotrichea; Sporadotrichida; Oxytrichidae
Source: the annotation of a GenBank genome assembly